AUGUUGUUAAAAGGAAUAUUAUAUGGUUUAUUGGGAUCAUCAAUAAGUACAAUAUUUUGGGAUGUAUCAGUGAUUACAUUAUCGCCACCCCCGAGACCAAUUGGAUCUUCUUCAUCAAAGAGAAGAAAUAUAUUGGCAACAUUAUUGGGUGGAUCAAACGUAGCAGGAUGGGUAUUGGCCAAACCAGUAACCGAAGCAAUUCUAUCUAUACAAACCCCAUCGGUCAAGUAUGGCAUGAUCUUUUUAGAUCUUGGUCUACUAUUUAGUUGCUAUAUUGGUUGGGGAUUCGAUAUAGGUGCAUUGCUACGAUACUUUAAUACUGGUCGUUCACAAUUCAAUACUGGUAUCAUCGAUGAACUCGAAGAAUCAUCUCGUGUUGCAGUACUAGACUAUGCCAGAUUAUACACUGUCAUUAUGUUGGCUGUUAUUCAUGUUCCUCUUUUGAGAUGUACAAUUAAACUUUCUGCUAUUCGAGUUUCAAUUUUCGUGUUUAGAUACAAGACCAUUGACUAUUCUUUUGAUGUAUCAUCAUCUUCAUCAAAUAGUAUUCACUAUAAAUACGAUCACAAUAAUAGCAAUAGCAAUAGCAAUAACAAUAGCAAUUAUAGAUACUACUCUAACUUCAAAUUAAAUAAGGAUCAACCAUCAAUCACAUCACAACCAUUAUCAAAGUUUGAAAAUAGUCACAAUAAUAAUAAUAAUAAUAAUAAUAAUAAUAAUAAUAAUAACAAUAAUAGUAAUGGUAGUAAUGGUAGUGGAGAGUUUGGUCGUACUGCUAGAGGAUACCUUUUGGCAUUAGGGUUAGGUUUUACUGUUGGUUUCGUUGGAUACAAGUAUUGUUUCAAUGAAGAGUACUUGUUCUCUUCACAUAUUGGUAAUGUCAACAAAGAGAUGGUUGAGAAGUUCAAUCAUAUCGCUGCUGCAUUUUCAAAUGGUAAUAAGCAAGCUGUUUCUACUACUACUACUACACCUGAACACCACCAUUCAAAAGGAGAUGUGAUUGAGAAUAUUUCAGAGUUGGUACAAACAUUGGAGAAUCAAUUGAUCGAGCCAAAGACAGUAGUGGUCGCAGAGACAAUUAAAGACGUUGUCAAGGAACAAGCCAACGACGCCACCGAACAAUUGGACAAGAAAGAGAUCCCUGAUCUUUCACUCGAAGCUAUCAUCCAGAAAAGAGUUGAACCAAUCAUUGAUGAUUUAUUGGAUGAAAUUGAAACAUUGGUCAUUGUCAGUCAACAAGAAGAAGAACAAGAUAAGGAACAAGAAGAUAAAAAAGAUAAGAAAGAAAAUGGUGAUGAUGAAGAACCAAUUAUUACUGAAGUCAUUACAACCACUAUAGUUACACCAUCUGAUGAAUAUACAGAUACAACUAAAAUCUAUGAUACACUAGAUAAGAUUAUUGGUGAUGAUGAAAAUGAACAAGUAGAUAUCACCAUUCAACCAAAUGAACAAGAUCAAACCAAUACAACCACCAUUACCACCACUCCAUCUUCUUCCAUUGAAGAUCAACAACAAGAGGAUAGCUCUUCACCAACAAAGGAUGUUCCAAUAGAUAAUUUAGAUCAUUUACUUGCUAUUUUAGAAAAGCAAUAUAUUACUCAAAUCAAACAAUUAUUAUUGGAAAAUGUUAAAUUAAAAGAAGAAAUAGAAUCAAUUAAAUCAAGUGAAAAAGGAUAUAUGGAGAAAUUUGAAGAUGCAAUUCAAAAGUUGUAUAAUGAACAAUUUGAUGAAAAGGUGAGAGAGAUUACCAAGGAUUCGAUUGGCAAGUUGGAAGAGAUGGAACAAUCAUUCAAGCAAACAUUGGAUCAAUCAUACGACCAAUUGAAUGACUCUGUUAAGAAACAACGUGACAAUUUAACAGGUAUUUUCGAAGGUCAAAAGAAACGUAUUCAAGACAUUGAAGCCGACAAGAAGCUCAUCAGCGCACUCACCGUGUCAUUGGUCGAUUUGAAACGUGCCGUCAAGGAAUUUGACGCCUACACACCUCUACACAACCAAGUCAAACAGUUGAAAGAGUUGGCAAUGGCCGACACGGACAACCUCAUCGACACUGUUGUCAAGGCACUGCCAGCCAGCGUAUCGCAGUAUGGUGUUGCAUCCAUCAACAUGAUCCGCGACAGCUUUGCAGAAAUGUCGGCCGAGUUGAGAAAGGAAUCAUUGUUGCCAGACGACGAGUCAUUCCUCGGCCGUGCGCUAUCGGCCAUUGCCUCUAAACUCAUUGUCCCUGAGAAGGGUAUGGUCCAAGGUGACGAUAUCGACAGUACAUUGGCUCGUGCCGAAGAAUUCCUCAAGCAAGGUGACUUGAACAAUGCAAUCCGUGAAGUAGAGGGUAUCAACAAGCGUAACCCACGUCUUGCCAACCUCACCAAAGAAUGGACUAAAACUGCCAACGAUAGAAUGAUCGUUGAUAAUGUAGUCCAAAUUUUAGAAUCUAAACUUAAACAUAUUAGUAAUGAUCUUAAACAAUUUCAACAUCAACAACAACAACAAAAUUAA
Molecule: messenger RNA, 2496 nt
Organism: Cavenderia fasciculata
Lineage: Eukaryota; Evosea; Eumycetozoa; Acytosteliales; Cavenderiaceae
Exons: 4
Coding region: 1-2496 (831 amino acids)
Biological process (GO): cristae formation
Cellular component (GO): MICOS complex
Source: RefSeq, a predicted model, not a curated record